This is a messenger RNA of Guillardia theta CCMP2712, 738 nucleotides long. RefSeq lists its product as hypothetical. The record is from RefSeq and is a predicted model, not a curated record. Bases 1 to 738 code for a protein of 245 amino acids. The transcript is spliced from 2 exons. Lineage: Eukaryota; Cryptophyceae; Pyrenomonadales; Geminigeraceae.
AUGACCACAGGCUCAAGCGAUACGGCUGCACCCAGCUCUGCUACUGCCGACCCUCAGGGUCCUUUCUUCGAUGAAGCACAGAAGCUGCUUGGAAGCCGGGACAAAGCAUGCUAUGACGUUGCAUCCUGGAACAAAGUGUGCUAUGAAGUUGCAUUCUGGAUGCUACAGAAAGAGACAGAGAACAACCACGUCGUGAGAAAAAUGUGCGAAACCGUAGAGAAAAGCAAGCAGGCAAAAGAGAAAGUUGAGACAGAGCUGCGCGAACAACUGAAAGCGAGUCUCUCAGAACAGAACUCGCUCAAACAUCAAUUGUCGUUUCUGACUCAAAGAAAUCUUUUAGAAAAGCUGUUCAAGACAGUACGUGAUAUCGAUUUCAAAGACAAGGAACUCUCAAAACUGUCCACAAAAGUGUUCAUUGAGGCUCGUCGUUCCAUGACAGGUAUCAAUCGUAUUCUUGCAAAAGACAAAGAAAUUCGCCGUGAGAUUUGGCGACUCAUGGAUAUUGAUCAAAAUCUAGAGUUGCCGGAAUCAACUGUUCGUACCUGUAACAAGAACAUGAAACCAGAAUACAAAUUUCUGUCUGAACAAAUUCACAAUUCUGAGGAGAAAUGCGUGUACGUAGAGCGAGGAUCAGACCCAUCGAAGAUACGAUUUUACAUGGAGAUUUGCAAGAAGUUUGGCAAAACACUUGAUAUCUACGACUGGCCAGCAAGCAGGGCUCAAGGUGGUAUGAGGUAA